This is a messenger RNA of Xiphophorus couchianus (Monterrey platyfish), 4399 nucleotides long. RefSeq lists its product as uncharacterized. The transcript is spliced from 2 exons. NCBI's taxonomy places the organism in Eukaryota, Metazoa, Chordata, Actinopteri, Cyprinodontiformes, Poeciliidae. The coding region runs from base 128 to 4306 and encodes 1392 amino acids. Gene Ontology annotation, molecular function: nucleic acid binding. Gene Ontology annotation, biological process: DNA integration. The record is from RefSeq and is a predicted model, not a curated record.
UAGCAGUAUAUGUUUUUGCGUUUGUACUCUUCUUCUGCUCUUGUCGUCAGUUAGUGUGUUGUACUUGGCGGAAUAAAAGGUGUACAAAGUAACAAGUUAUUUUAUUGACGAACAUUGGUAGCAGAGGAUGGUUAGUAACUACAGAGUUCCGCCAACGUUUGAAGAACGAAAGCCUUACGAAAGCUGGAAGAAUGAAGUCAACAUUUGGACGAGAGUUACAGAUUUGGAGAAGAAAAAGCAAGCGCUUGCUGUUGCCCUGGCACUGUCUGGAAGAGCGCGGGACACGGCGAUGGAAAUUCCGGUAGACGAUCUAAAUAAAGACACUGGAAUGACCACUUUGUUCGCUAAACUAGAUGACUUGUUCCUAAAAGAGGAAAAGGACAGGAUCUAUGAGGCGUACUCGGAUUUUGACCGAGUCAUAAAAGAAGCUAACAUGUCGAUGGCGGACUAUAUUAUUGAUUUUGAGCAGCGUUACUCGCGUAUGAAAAAAUACAACAUGGAGCUACCUGACGCAGUUUUGGCUUUUAAGCUUUUGGACACCACGUGUUUGGAUAUAACAGACAGACAGUUGGCUUUAACGGCUUGCUCAGAUGUAACAUUUGCUUCUAUGAAGUCCGCUUUGAAGAGAAUAUUUGGCGAGAAAAGAGGUGCGGCAGCAGAAGCCAUUAGCCAAGAGUCCGUGUUUGCAACGGAGCAACGGCGGCAGAAAGGCAAGUACUGGCGGCAAAGUCCCCGUCAGGAAACUACGCAGCCCGGUACAAACCCGCUGGAUAAGUACGGACGACGGUCAAAAUGUGCAGUGUGUCAAAGUACUUUCCACUGGGUUAAAAACUGUCCGCACAAAGCUGAUAGUGUUAAAAUUGCUGAGGAUGCAAAAGACGUGGAAGAGUGUAAUCUAACUCUAUACACCAAAGAAUCACCAACAGAUGCAGAAAUAUUCAUGACAGAAUGUUUUGGCUCGGCAAUAAUAGACACUGCUUGCACCAGGACAGUUUGUGGCCAAGAGUGGCUGGACAACUACAGUACUGUACUACAAAAGAAAAGUGUGAAGAUUAUGAAAGAGACAGAAACACAAAGUCACAGGCCCUUCAAGUUUGGAGAUGGAAAAAUCGUCUACUCCAUCAAAAAGGUAAAGUUACCUGCUAAAAUCGGCAACACAAAGUGUAAUAUAGAAACUGAAGUAGUACCUGCUAACAUCCCGCUGCUUCUGAGUAAAGCCUCAUUGAAAAGGGCAGGGACUGUUUUGGACAUGGAAAAGGACAGUGCAGUGAUGUUUAACCAGCCUGUCAAACUGGACUUUACUAGUUCAGGUCAUUACUGUGUGAACAUUGUGGACAGUGACAAUAGAAAUUUUAUUCACUCUGAUAAGCUAUUAGAAGCUACUGAGGAAGAAAUACUGACUGCAACAGACAAGAUGAACACAAGUGAAAAGAUGAAAGUUCUGGAGAAACUUCAUAAGCAGUUUGGACAUGCCUCUGCUGAUAAAAUACAGAGACUUUUGACUAAUUCUGGCAACAGGGACACAGAAUGUGACAGCCUGCUGAAAAAGAUCGUGAACCAGUGUGAAGUGUGUCAAAAAUAUUGUAAGACCAAACCAAAACCUGCUGUCGGCUUACCGUUGGCAUCUACAUACAAUGAAACAGUUGCUGUAGAUCUGCACGAACUUGAACCUGGGGUUUGGUACCUACACAUUAUUGACCAGUUCACCCGUUUCAGUGCUGGUAGUGUCUUAACCACCAAGAGGUCUUCUGAAAUAGUCAAACGUUUUAUCCAUGAUUGGAUCAGUGUGCAUGGCCCACCACAAAAGUUGUUCAGUGAUAAUGGUGGUGAGUUUAAUAACGAGGAAGUGAGAGACAUGGCCGAGAACUUUAAUAUUGAAGUUAAGACAACACCUGCCUACAGUCCGUGGAGCAAUGGACUGUUAGAGCGCCAUAAUCAAACUCUGACGGAGAUCCUACUGAAAGUCAAAGCAAGUACUGGAUGUGACUGGAGCACUGCCAUGGACUGGGCACUGAUGGCAAAGAACUCUAUGCAAAGUGUCCAUGGAUACAGCCCACAUCAGCUGGUGUUUGGGCAGAAUCCCAACCUGCCCUCUGUAUUAAUAGACAAAGUUCCAGCUCUAGAGGGCACCACCAAGAGUGAAUGGGUUGCCAAGCACAUUUCAGCCCUGCAUGCUGCAAGAAAAGCUUUUACAGAAGCAGAAUGUUCAGAAAGGAUACGCAGAACAUUAAAGAAACAGCUGCGGCCCAUAGACGAGCGAUAUGAAACUGGAGACAAAGUCUUUUACAAAAGAGUGGAUUGUCCAGAAUGGAAAGGACCAGGAGUGGUGAUUGGUCAAGAUGGUGCAGUCGUUUUUGUUAGACACGGCGGCACCUGUGUCAGAGUGCAUCAACUCAGAUUGAGAAAAGUUACUCACGAGAAUGAAGCACCUCAGAUUACCUGCAAUGAGGAGAACAUUCAAGGACAACAUACAGUGGACAUCAUUGAAGAGAAUGGAGGAGGAGACACUAUUGCAGUAAGUCCUGAGAAUUAUCCUGCUCCUAAAAAUACAGAGGCCAUGAGACAGCACACUGGGAACACCAUCAUAAAGACAGGUCAAAUUGUGACAUUCAGAAAUGCAGAGGGUGUCUCACGAAAAGCCAAAGUGUUGGGCCGUGCUGGCAAAGCAACUGGAAAAUACAAGAACUGGUUUAACUUGGAGCUGCUUGAGCCUGCAGGAGUGGCUGGCAACAGUGAAUCAGCAGAUCUGUCACAGUUGGAGGAUCUUCACGUCCAGGCAGAUGCUGAGGAUACGGAUACGCACGAGGAUGUUUUUGUGAGUAAGGACAUGUCGUUUGAUGAAGCGAAGAAAAAUGAAAUAAAAAGCUGGAAACAGAACCAAGUGUUUGAAGAAAUUGAGGACAAAGGACAAAAGUGUGUCUCCACUCGUUGGGUGUGCUCUCUGAAAGAGACUGAAAAUGGAAUAAUACCAAAAGCAAGACUUGUUGCAAGAGGAUUUGAGGAGCUACAAGUUUCUGACCUACAAAAGGACUCUCCAACCUGUGCCUCAGAGUCACUGAGACUCCUGGUGGCAGUUAUAUGUCAAAAACAAUGGGAACUUCACUCUAUGGACAUUAAAUCUGCCUUUUUACAAGGAAUGCAACUGUCUAGAGACAUUUUCAUCAAACCUCCCCCAGAGGCUAAUAGAACAGGUGUGCUUUGGAAACUGAGAAAAUGUGUGUAUGGUUUAGCUGAUGCUUCACUGUAUUGGUAUAACAGGGUAAAAACCAUCAUGAUUGAAGCAGGAGGCGUUGUGUCUAAGGUUGACCCUGCAGUUUUCUAUUGGCUGGAUGAGCACAAAAAUGUAACUGGUGUACUUGCUUGUCAUGUUGAUGAUUUUAUAUGGGGUGGAUCACACAUGUUUUCAGAGUCAGUCAUACCUCACCUGAGGUCAAAGUUCAGUGUUGGCCGUGAAGCACACAAUAGUUUUUCCUAUGUGGGGGUAGAUCUUGUUACUAAAGGUAAGAAGGUACAAAUACACCAAGAAACAUACAUUCAGCACCUGCAGUCCAUACACCUCUCACCCUCACGAGCAGCAGAGUCAGCUUCACCUCUCACUGAAAAGGAGACAGAGCAGCUCAGAUCGAAGAUAGGCCAACUUCUUUGGGUGGCGAGACAGAGCAGGCCUGAUGCCAUGUUUGAUGCUAGCAAUUUAACAUCUCGUCUCAAACAUGCUACAGUACAGACCAUUAAUGAAGCAAACAGAGUUGUGUGUAAGCUCAAGGCCAAGUCAGUUGAAUUGAAUUUCCAACACCUUGGGGAAGACAGUAACUUAAGGAUGGUUACAUUCACUGAUGCAUCCUUUGGAAAUCUUUUAGAUGGGGGUACUCAAGGUGGGCACUUCAUCGUUUUGAUGGGUGACAAUGGGCAGUUCUCUCCCAUUUCAUGGCAGUCAAAGAGAAUUAAGAGAAUUGUCAGAAGCACGCUGGCAGGUGAAACACUCGCUAUGUCUGAGGGGAUUGAUAAUGCCAUUUUUCUUUCCACACUCUUUUCUGAACUCAGUGCUGGUAGUACUGCUUGUCCUCCACCUAUAAUGUGUGUGACCGAUAAUUUCUCUCUUGUAGAUGCACUUAAGUCAACUAAGUUUGUUACAGAGAAAAGGUUGCGCCUGGAAAUCAGUUCAAUUAAAGAGCUGAUUCAAACUAAGAAAGUUCAAGUGUUGUGGUCUCAAACAAAAGACCAACUCGCAGACUGUUUAACAAAGAAGGGAGCAUCCACAACCUCACUCCUUAAGGCUCUUUAUGAAGGACAUUGGAUUCUUCAAUAAAUUCAUUUACAAGAUGUUUCACGUUCCAUCAUGUUGAAACUGUACUAACAAAAUCCUUAAUGGAUGUGCUUUGUCAUGAUGGUUAGGAACAGA